This is a messenger RNA of Fusarium tjaetaba, 4110 nucleotides long. RefSeq lists its product as uncharacterized. The record is from RefSeq and is a predicted model, not a curated record. Lineage: Eukaryota; Fungi; Ascomycota; Sordariomycetes; Hypocreales; Nectriaceae. The coding region runs from base 1 to 4110 and encodes 1369 amino acids. The transcript has a single exon.
AUGGCCAGUGGUCCUCCUUACAAUGGUUACCAGGUACCGCCUGGCCCUGGAGUGCCUAACCAAGCUCCCCCACCACCAACGCAGCAGUACUCUCAAUCCCCUCACCUUCAACAAUAUUCUUCACCUCCGCCUCAUCAAUAUGUUCCCGGCCAGCAACCGAAUUAUCAAUCGCCUCAUCCGGGCCACGCGCAGCAGGUCUAUCAAACCCCGCAGCCGCCUCCAGCACAAUAUGCGCAGUCACCGCAGGGCGUGCUUCAGCAGUACGCGCCGGUACAACAGCACAACUAUCAGUCCCCUCCGCCAGGCCACUACCAAGUGAACCAACCCGCACAAUCCCCUCAGGCCCAGCAUACUCAAUCCCCGCAAGGUCAAUAUCCUCAGCAGCAGACGCCAGGCCAGCAGCCCAGCUACCAGACGCCGACGUACGGUGUCGCAGCCCCACCAACACCUGCACAGCACCAGCAGCAGUACCAGCAACAGGCAGCUCAAUUCGCGACCCGACCCUCUGCGCAAGCCCAGCUUCAAUCAACCGCUCAAUCUCUUUUCAAGUCUGGAAAGGGUAUUUUAGGAAAUCUCGCUAGCAACAUCAAGUCAAAGUACCCCGCUUCCUCACCUUCCGGUGCUCCCGCAAGUUCUGGGACUUCGUACACUGGUGAAGCACCGAAGCCGACGUACAAUCCCGCCCAGCAUCCUACGCAAACGCCUUUGAGCCCGACAAACUCAUUCCCGCAAGGCUAUGGCCAAACUCAGCCUCAGCAGGCGUAUGCCAAUCAGGCGUCACCGACACCGCAGCAGAGCGUCCCGCCCGCUGCUCCAGGCUACCAUCCGACUCACCAAGCAGCGCAAGCGACAUCCCCAGGUCAGCAACCCAGCGCGCCUGGUCAACCACCUCACCUGAGCUGGCAAGAGCGUUUAGAGGCUGCUCAGCAGCCCAGUCUGGACUUUCAGCAACCGUCGCACACGAAUGUCCACGCAGGUGAACAGGGCACGGUGCCUCAGCCGCUGGUUCAAUCACCACCAGGUGCUUCGCCAUAUCCCCAGCCCGUUUUGCACCAUCAGCAGUCGAACCCGUACCAGCCUGCGCCUGCUCCGCCCUCGCAUCAAUCUGUUUCACAGGGAGCGGGCUCUGCCGCCUCACCUGGGUACAGCCAGAACCCUUCUCAACCGUAUUCACCGCAUCAACAGCAGCAGAGUGCUCCUCCUCAGCUUCAACAACAGGCAUCGUGGCCACAACAGGGUGGCGUGAGUACGUACAACCCGGCACUCUCAUCACCUCCGCCUCCGCCGCAGACAGCUCCCCAGUCUGGUCACCCGGUUGGUUCUCCCAACCAUGGCUCUCCUGCUCUACAGCAACAGCCACAGUAUCACCAGCAAGCGGUCGCGACUAAUUCGCAAGAUACAACAACGACCCAGCAAACUGGUCAAGCAUCGCCGUAUCAGGCUGCUCAAGCUAGCGCUACGCACAGUUCGCACCAUGUCGUCCCGACCCAGCAGCUCUAUCAGAGUCCCCCUCCCCAAGGCUACCCGCAAGAGCAGGCGCCUACUCCUUACAACCCAAUGACCGCUUCAGGGUUGUCGCCGACCGCACAUACGGUGCCUGUGCCGCUGGCUCAGAGUGCACCCGUGAGCCACCCACAAGGCCGUCCUGCAACACAGUCGCCUCAACAGCAACACCAGAACCCACCAGCGCAGCAGCUCGUUAGUCCAACGGUAGCUCCUCGUCACGAUCAGGCACCCUUUCAGGGCGUUUCAGGACCACAGGGGCAGUAUUAUACACCAAACCAGGCGCAAGUCCCUCAGACUGGAGGCGCGCCCGGUGGUGUCCAGCCGAUUGCUCCCUCAGGUCAAGCUCACAGCUACCCGCCUCCACCACCUUUGCAGCAACCGCAGUACGAUGUACACUCUGUCUCUGCCCCGGCACCAAACCAGUUCCAGCCCUACAGUGCACCGGCCGAUCAGCAGGCUCCAUUGGCACAAUACUCGCAGCAUCCUGAAGUCGCAGCUACAGACCCUCCAGCGCCGCAGCAGUAUACGUCGCCUCCUAAUUUACCAGUCCCAGCUGGCUCGAUCAAUCAUGGACAAGUGCCUGCAAAUGCCCCGCCAGCGGUAUCGGGUCAGCAGUUCCAGCCAUACCAACCUGCUCCCAGUAUGCGAGACUCUCAGCCUCCACCAAAUGCGAAUAAUAUACCCAGCCAACCCGCUGCUUAUGCCUACCAACAAGAUCCCGUUGCCUCUCUGUCUGCCCAAAUGAGCAAUCUGAACGUCCUGAACAGUGGCCAUCCUCCAACAGGACUCAAUAAUAACCCGACCGCACGACCGGAUUGGCCUCGGGGACCGCCCCCUUGCCAAGCUACUGGCAUGUCCAGUGACAUUCUCCCAUACUGCCCCGAAAACAGAACCGUAAGCUACUCGCUUGACUGGUAUCGCUUAAUUGCUGUGCCACAGUAUCUUAUUUGCACGAGGUGCUACGCCGACUAUGUCCAGAGCACUCACCUCGCGGGUCACUUCGAGAGGUACCAUUCGCCCGAGGGCACAGAGUCCAAAUGCGGCUUCUGGUCUCCUCGAGCGAGAGAAGUGCUCUGGCCGCAGGCCCUCCAGACCAACGACAUCAGACCUCUAGAGGCAUGGGCGGAGAAGAGCCUGACUCUCAACCCCUGCAAGGGCAGGGUCUGGACGACUGCUACCGAUGAGGUCAAGUGGUGGAGCAUGGUCAAUGACGAGAUAGAUGGGUUCGUUUCGUGCGAUGCCUGCUAUGAGGACCAUGUUGUUGGCACGCCCUUCGAGUCUCGCUUCCAGCCUUAUCGUCAACAAGGACAGGAUGAAAAGUGGAUGUGUGAUCUAUGCAUACCUUACGUCGCCCAAAUAGCAGUUAAGAUGGCAAAGAAAAAUCACUGGAACGGCUUUGUCGAAGCCGCGAAAGCGCGCGUCCAUCUUCCCGUAUGCGAAGGUAGGGAAGAGGAGUCCAACAACGGACAUUGGAUGCUGCCGCGGCGCAGGAUCAAGGACAUGACUGUCUGCGAGGCAUGUUAUCUGGAUAAACUCGCCUUGACGCCUUUCGGCAACGAGUUUGAACGUCACAUCCGUGCAGAAGGCUUUGACGCCUUUGUCGAAUCAAUUGGCCAGAGAUGGAAGUGCAAGCUCACUGACACAGCUGUUAGCAUGAGUAUCGCGCUCGAAGCAGCCAUCUACCGCCGAGACUUUGACGUGUUUUGGAACGCCGCCAAUGCCAUCUCGGGUCUUGUGCCAUGCACUAUCCACGGCAUCGCGCGUGGCAAUUGGUGGACGGUCGCUGGAGGGUGUGACGACUACAAUGUCUGUGAGGCUUGCUAUAAGGGAAUCGUUGAGACGUCUGGCCUUGAGAAGUUCUUCGAGCCUGCCCAGCGCGAUCAGACUGUCGACAUCGUUUGCAGCUUUUGUCCAGGCACUCCCCGAUGGGCCUCGUUCAUCACCAAGUUCGCCGAGGCUAUUGACAAAGGUGUCUUCAGUCACUACUCUGACUACGUCAAGAAAUGGGCUGGGGUGCCGGCAUGUCCAGGGAUCAAAAACAGAGGGAAGAGUAAAUGGUGGGGACACCCAGAAGCUCUGGCCUGCCAGGACUGUUGGUUGAACUUUGUGGCCGAUACUCCCUUGGGAGAUUCCGUUCCCGUCAAGGGCGUUUACGAUGAACGUACCUUGAUCUGUCAGCUAUGGUCUCCAAGAAUGCGCAACAUGUGGCUCGCAGCCUGUGCUGCCGGACCUCCUGGUUCACCCGAGUCACAAAAAGCCCUGGAUGAGUUCAAAGCAUUUGGGUCAAGGCGUGUACAAGUGUACAACGCGACAGUGCCUCACAUCGAGAUGAUACAGCAGAUGCAGAUGAUGAAACAAAUGCAGGCUAUGCAACAGGGACAACUGAGCUUGAUGUACCAGGGUAUGAAUGGCAUGGCAGCUAUUAGUGGUACCACGGAUGGGUAUCUGCAUGGUAAUAGUUCUGUUGGAUACUAUGAGACUGAACAUGGGGUCACGGCGGCGAAUAUGAUGAACAAUAUGCAUGCUGGGAUGGCGGAUGCGAAUAAGACGAGUGAUUGGCAGAUGAUAAUGCAGCUGCAGGCUACUUGGAUGGAGGUUGAGUAG